ACCUAAAAUAGUGGACUGUAACCCAUUAUGCAAAGUGAUAACAACAAAAAGUCCACAUAUUUCUACUAACACUGCAACUAUUGCUACUACUACUACUACUACUACUACUAUGACAAGAGGGUCAAAUGUCACAACAACAAAAGUCCCUCCAGCUCUAAACCCUCUGGUGUGGGUGCUGCUGUUGGUGGUAAUGCUGCCUCUUACGUGCUGCGUCUGUUUGUUGUUCAUGACAAACCUGUACAAAUAUGUACACCUCUGCUGCUCAUGCUGGAGAGACAAGCAGCACAUGGAGGCACCUCUUCAGACAGACGCAGAACGAGGCUGUCUUCAAAGCCCGACCACACUGGAUUUUACCUUCUAUGAGGAAACUCCCAUGAUGGAGGUUAUGAGCCCUGUCCCACCAGAGAUACCUGCCCACAGUGCCCCCCAGCUGCCAGAGGUGGAACACAGCGCUCUCUCAGACCAGACCAAGUGGGAGCCCUUCCCUGCCAUCGUCCUGUAUGCAGUGAUAAAAGAGGUGCCUCUGCGUCGUUGGAAAGAGCUCAUGCGUCUGCUCUCAGUGGCUGAUCAGCAGCUGGAGCGAGUGGAGCUGGACGUGGGCUUGAGUUCUAUGGAGAGACAGUACCAGCAGCUCAGGCUCUGGAGCCAGAAGUCAGAAGCCAAAAUAGAUGACAUUUACUCAGCACUUCACUACAUGGAGCUCACAGGAUGUGCACAUAUGAUCAGGGAAAGUCUUGACCAGAUACGUUUGAGAUCACAAGGGGGCGUUGUCUAAAACAAACUAAAGACUACAACACAGUUGAUUAUCUUCAGUACAGAAAACAUGUGAAUUUUUCUAACCUCAAAAUCCAGCCAAUGUUACUUCUUCAGAAAGCAUUCAUGAAGAUUAUCAUAUGAUGUCUCUUACAGCAUCUUAGGAUCAGAUGAUAAUUUGCUAGCAGACGCAAAAAAGGAGGUUUGAAAGGAGGAUGUACAUCAGAGUAGUAGUACUGUAGUAAUGUAGUACUCUAGUAGUGUAGUCCUCAAGUCCUAGAGUC
This is a messenger RNA of Periophthalmus magnuspinnatus, 1037 nucleotides long. Its product is annotated as tumor necrosis factor receptor superfamily member 1A-like. The transcript has 6 exons. Gene Ontology annotation, molecular function: protein binding. Gene Ontology annotation, biological process: signal transduction. The coding region runs from base 110 to 775 and encodes 221 amino acids. Lineage: Eukaryota; Metazoa; Chordata; Actinopteri; Gobiiformes; Gobiidae. Gene Ontology annotation, cellular component: plasma membrane. The record is from RefSeq and is a predicted model, not a curated record.